AAUUUAUUAGAAUAUCAGAUGUCACCAUUACCAGAACCAAACAAUAAUGGAAUUCAAACACCUGAGAAUAAAGAAGUAAAUUUAACACUAAUGUUAGGUCUAUAGAUUUAUAUACAAAAACAAGGAAUUUGAUGUUACAGAAUAUGUUCCUAAACACCCUGCAGGAAAAAGCUUCUUUGAUAAAAUGAAAGAUGAGAAAUAAGACAUUACAGAAUAUUUUAGGUACUUUGAUUCCUAUGUUUUAGAUGUCUACAUUCAAAGAAGGCAUUGAAAAUAUUAAAAUCCUAAAAAGUUGUGCGUACUGAUCUUAAGGAAUCAGAAGACAGCAAACGUUAUUCUCAUAUCAAGAAGCAAGUCAAAGAUCUCUUCUAACCAGAUUGGACCAUUGAAAUCCUUCUCCUCGUAGCGUUGAGCCUUGGAUUAUAUCUUGGUGUCACAACAGAUUGGUACAUAGCCAUACCAACAAUUGCAUUAACUUAAAUAGUGGCUGGGUAUUUAUAUGUAAUAAUAUAUCACUUAGAUGGUAAGGCCAUUCAACCAACCAUAAUCGACAUCCAUUGUUGUAUAAGCUCUCCAUUCCUUAUGGUAUCAUCCAUGGAUUCUCUACAGACUGGUGGUAAUUCAAACAUAACAACCAUCACAUUUUCACAAACAGAAUUGGUAAGGAUGAUGACAUCGAUCACACAUAUUAAAUGUGGUAAUAUGGAUUCCUCUAUUUAAAAUGGAAGGUUGAUUCAGUCAUUGCAUCCUACAAUAAAAUUGACAUUCUCUACGUGUUGUUGCAUCAGAUAAUUGUAUUCUAAUAAAAAAUUUGGAUCUAUUUGGUUGCACAAUAUAUUGCAGGAUUCUUCAGUGCAUGCAUUCUCAUUGGAAAUCAUGAAAGAGAAUAUAAAUUCUACAACAAGAUUGACAAGCCAUUCAUUGAACAUUAAAUCAUCACCUCUAGAAAUUAUGAUUGGACAGGUAUUUUAAUUAAAUCUAUAUAGAUUGGUUAUCCAAUUUGUUGAUGGGAGGCAUGCAAUUCUAAACAGAACAUCAUUUAUUCCCCCAAAUUCCAUUUUAUAGAUUGCCCCAUGCUGCCAAAAUUAUUAACAGAGAAUUAAAUAAAUUUGGAUAUAAAAUCCACGUGGGUAAGAUCUUAUGAUAUAUUUUCAUUAACAUAAACAUAAUUCUAAAAUUAACGCUCCAC
This is a messenger RNA of Paramecium octaurelia, 1189 nucleotides long. NCBI's taxonomy places the organism in Eukaryota, Ciliophora, Oligohymenophorea, Peniculida, Parameciidae. The record is from the annotation of a GenBank genome assembly.